Messenger RNA from Amborella trichopoda, 1082 nucleotides. RefSeq names its product defensin-like protein. The record is from RefSeq and is a predicted model, not a curated record. NCBI's taxonomy places the organism in Eukaryota, Viridiplantae, Streptophyta, Magnoliopsida, Amborellales, Amborellaceae.
CACUUGCGGACUUUUGCCCUUUUCUUUGAGCAGUUGCCUGCAUCUCUUCCAUCUCCGCUUUUAUUCCUGUCCUUGCUUUACAAGCAUACACUUGCAGACACUGAUUUGUAUCAUGGAGAGUCUCUGAUUCAUAAAUUUCACAAUGCUUCCUGAUCUAUGGUCCUCCCCCUGUGGAAACCACUGUAACAACAAGUUUUCUGCUCUCAUGCAGAUACCAUGGAGAGUUUUCUGCAAAAAGGGAUGUGAUUGUGAUGGUGACACUUGGGAGGACUGUGUUGGGGAAUGCAAUGAGAUAUGCUAUAAAGAUCCUGUUCUAAAAGACCAUCAAUGGAGUGCUUAUAUUGACCGUUCUCCAGGAGCUGACCAUUACUCUUCGAAAUGCUUCCAUGCCUGUAUCGCAGGUUGUGCACAUAAGUUUAAUAUUCCCUCAGCAACUGUAGACAUGGUUCAUCCAAAUAGACCUCCCAAACCUCAGCCCACACCUUCACCUGCAGAGUGCUUUCUUUUCGCCGAGGACGUGCCAUGCACAUCAGCUUAAUAAUCACUUCUCAUUGAGAACCCUCACUUCUGUGUGGAUUGUAUACAAUGAGGAAGUUAUCUUUUGUACACAAACACUGUCACAUGUAGCAUUGGACAGCUUGGGGGUAUCAUUUCUCCCCACGAGGUCCAGAAAGGAAUUUCUCAUACUUCGAGUGUGGUCAUUGGUUCUCCUUCAACAGCCUGAUUUCACAUUUGAGGGUUAGGGGUGAGUUUGACCUUUUUAUACUAAAGGAAAAUUGUCUGGUUCUAUAUUUAUCUCUAGACUAUGGAAAAGAGAGAGAACCCAACUAACCCUGUUAAAAUAGAAGUGGUGCCAUCAUAUAGCAGAGUGUCAUCCAGUCCAUGUUCUAGUGCUUAGUUUUUUUAUCUCAUUUUAAGGAAGUGGAUCUCUCUUGUAACGACCCUUUAUAUGCUAAUGCAUGAUUCCAGUCCAUGUUCUAGUGCCUAGUUUUUUUAUCUCAUUUUAAGGAAGUGGAUCUCUCUCUUGUAACCACCCUUUAUAUGCUAAUGAAUGAUUAUGAACUGGUUGAAAUAGUUUUGAG